AUGGCCCACCUUGUGGCAGUAUUGAUGCUACUGAAGAUGGCAAAGAGAGGGAAUGCGUCAGUAAUCUCACUCAAAGCUCAAGAGCUCUAUCUGGUGGUGUACCUUGCAAGAUACUUGGAUGUCUUCACUACGUGGUAUUCACUGUACAAUACUGCCAUGAAAAUCUUUUACAUCUUUGCCACCGCACUAAUCGUAUGUACCCUUCGGUCAGGCGAAUCGUGGCACACAUCCUACAGCCCAUCGCACGACUCUUUCCGGCAUUGGAAGUUUCUGGCUAUACCGGUAUUUUUUCUUGCUUCCGUGGUCCAUCUUUAUGGCUCUCAACUCGCUGGUUUCAGCUUUAUGGAGAUGCUUUGGACAUACUCGAUAUGCUUGGAGGCAGUCGCAAUGUGGCCUCAACUUGUCAUGUUCAAGGAUGACACGAUCCUGAAGGAAAACCAAGGAGACUUAAAGGCUGAGAUACUUUGGCCAAUCUUUCUGUUUGGAAUAUAUAGGGCUUUCUACAUUCUGAGCUGGAUCUACCGUGCCAAUACGGACACACGAGGAUACCGACAUCACCCUUUGACGUAUAUCUGUGCAGUGAUACAGGUCCUAUUGUACUCUUCGUUCUUCAAAAAAUUCUGUCGUGACGCUUUAGCAAAAAGAAAUCGGCGUGAACCAACUGGUGAAGAAAGUGAUCUCAAAACACCUCUGGUUACAAAUGGAGAAAGGAAUGAUAAUGAAAUGGUGGAUCUAGAACUUAGCGAAUCCAGUAAAAAUGCGGAUGCCUAA
Messenger RNA from Cylindrotheca closterium, 771 nucleotides. The record is from the annotation of a GenBank genome assembly. Lineage: Eukaryota; Bacillariophyta; Bacillariophyceae; Bacillariales; Bacillariaceae.